This is a messenger RNA of Microcebus murinus (gray mouse lemur), 4905 nucleotides long. Lineage: Eukaryota; Metazoa; Chordata; Mammalia; Primates; Cheirogaleidae. The record is from RefSeq and is a predicted model, not a curated record.
UGCCUAAGACCCAAGGCGGGGGGCGUUCCGGGGUCCUGUAAGGGCGAGUAGGGGCGGAGGCGGGCUGCCCCGGCCUGGAAGUCUGGAGUCUGGGGUUCCAGGAUUCCUCCCUGCGCGACCUUGGACAAGUCGCACCUCCUCUUUGGGGCUCAGUUUUCCUUCUGUCACAUGAAAGAGAUGUUGAAUCCUUCCUUUCUUUGACUGUCCAAGCACGGGCGCGGCUGGAGGGAGUCUGAGGGAGUGAGAUCCAAACUGCCAUGGCAGGACAGAAUGCUUUGACCUCCAGACUGUUUUAAAUCUAGUAGAUAAGCCAGAUACUGUGUUGCCAUAACCCUUGGCCCACAUUUAAGUGGGACUGCAGCUAGCUUGGAUGUCAAACUUUUUAGGCAGCAGUGUCUGAAUCCUGUUCCCUGGCCUAAGGACUACUGAGUGCUGGUUAUCUGUGCAGGAUAGCCACACAGCAAAAAUGUUUGCAAAACUAAAGAAGAAAAUUGCAGAAGAGACUGCUGUUGCUCAGAGGCCAGGAGGUGCUACUAGGAUCCCACGGUCGGUGAGCAAGGAAUCUGUUGCCUCUAUGGGAGCUGACUCAGGAGAUGACUUUGCUUCGGAUGGAAGCAGCUCCAGAGAAGAUCUUUCAUCCCAGCUUUUAAGAAGGAAUGAACAGAUACGGAAGUUAGAGGCCAGACUUUCUGACUAUGCUGAACAGGUCCGAAACUUGCAGAAGAUAAAAGAGAAGCUUGAAAUUGCAUUAGAAAAACACCAGGAUUCUUCCAUGCGGAAAUUUCAAGAGCAGAAUGAGACAUUCCAAGCCAACAGAGCCAAAAUGGCAGAAGGACUGGCUUUGGCAUUAGCCAGAAAAGACCAGGAAUGGUCAGAAAAGAUGGAUCAGCUUGAAAAGGAGAAAAGAUUUCUGACAGCUCAAUUACAGGAAAUGAAGAACCAGAGUUUGAAUCUUUUCCAAAGGAGAGAUGAAAUGGAUGAAUUAGAGGGGUUCCAGCAGCAGGAACUAAGUAAAGUAAAGCACAUGCUUUUAAAAAAAGAAGAAAGUCUGGGGAAAAUGGAGCAAGAAUUGGAGGCACGAACCAGAGAACUUAGUCACAUCCAGGAGGAGUUAAUAACCUCCAAUCAGAUGUCAUCAGACUUAAGCCAGAAGCUAGAAGAAUUACAGAGACACUACUCAACGCUGGAAGAGCAGAGAGAUCAUGUGAUAGCUACAAAGACAGGUGCAGAAAAUAAGAUCACAGCCCUGGAACAAAAGGAACAAGAGCUACAAGCACUCAUUCAGCAGCUUUCUGUCGAUUUGCAAAACGUCACUGCUGAAACUCAAGAGAAAGAGAAAGUUAUCACACAUUUGCAAGAGAAGGUCGCAUCCUUGGAGAAGAGACUAGAACAAAACUUAUCAGGAGAAGAACAUGUCCAAGAACUUCUGAAAGAGAAAACAGUUGCUGAGCAGAAUUUUGAGGACACCAGACAGGAGCUCUUAGCAGCUACAAGCAGCCAGGCCAAGGCCAUUAACACCCUGGAGUCUCGGGUGAAAGAGUUAGAGCAGAUCCUGCAGGCCACCGAGGAGCAGCUGAAGCAGAGCAGGGCUGUUGUGCUUGCCCAGGAAGCCCACAUUCAGGAGCUUGCCGCUGCCAAUACAGAGAGCAGCCAGGCACAGCAGCAGGCUGUUGCUCUGGAACAACAGCACAUAGAGCACACCCAGGCCCUGGAGGCCCAGAUCGCCUCUCUGGAGAGAGUACGGGCCUGCGAGCAGGCCACCGCGGAGCGCGGGAUGAGAGAACUGGAGCAAGAAAAUGCAGCCCUUAAAGAAAGCAGGAGUGAAUGUGAACGUUCUCUACAACAUCACCAAUUUGAACUAAAGAAGCUAAAGGAGGAGUGGAGCCAAAGAGAAAUUGUGAGCGUGGCAAUGGCUCAAGCCCUGGAGGAGGUGCGGAAGCAAAGGGAAGAGUUCCAGCAACAGGCUGCCAACCUGACAGCCAUGAUAGAGGAGAAGGAGCAGAGUCUACAGGAAAAAGCUGAAGUCCUUCUCCAGAAAGAGCAGGAGAUUCUCCAACUAGAGCAGGGUCACAACUCAGCCCUGCUGCAGAUACGCCAGCUGCAGGGUGAGCUGGAGGCCCUGCAGAGCCUGAGGGUGGAAGAGGCUACAGCAGCCUCGGAACAGGACCUGCUUAGGCUGCAGGGCCCGGAGCGGGGCGAGACGCUGCCAGCCAGUGGGCCAAACGUGACCUCAAAGGCCUUGUACCAGCUCCCAGCAGCAGGAGGAACACCAAAUGGGGAGGUUGAGGCCAUGGAUCUAGGACAGCUACAGAAGGAAAAACAGGACUUAGAGCAGCAACUUGCAGAGAAAAAUAAGACUAUAAAGCAGAUGCAGCAGCGGAUGCUGGAACUCAAAAAGACUCUGCAGAAGGAACUGAAAAUCAGACCCGAUAAUGAGCUUUUUGAAGUCCGGGACAAACCUGGACCUGAGAUGCCAAACAUGGCCCCUUCCGUCACGAAUAACGCUGACCUGACUGAUGCCCGAGAGAUCAACUUCGAGUACCUUAAGCACGUGGUUCUAAAAUUCAUGUCCUGUCGUGAAUCUGAGGCUUUUCAUCUUAUAAAAGCUGUGUCAGUGUUGCUGAACUUUUCCCAAGAGGAAGAGAACAUGCUCAAAGAAACCCUGGAAUAUAAGAUGUCGUGGUUUGGGUCCAAACCAGCUCCCAAGGGCAGCAUCCGGCCAUCUAUCUCAAACCCUCGGAUACCAUGGUCCUAGAGGGAACUACCCAAGGAUGGAGCUCCAUGGGUUGACACUUUUUCUGUGAAAAGAACACUGACACACCAGUCUGGGUGGGUUUUUAAUCACUGUAACUGCAGUAUUUUGUACAAGCGUCUAAACAUUGUUUACAAGACUUAAGGCCCACUUCCCUGAAGGCUGACAUGAACCUCAGGGGGUAGCUGAUCCUGUGUCAUUCUGGUCACCAAACAGGAGAGUCCUGGCACUACCCAGAUUUCCACAGUGCUGCUAACAUCCCAGCUUUGGCCAGCACCCCAUCUGCACCUGAAUCUUCUUUUAAUGUUAGCACUUAAGCUGAAGCGACCAGCAUCUGUGAAGCAGCAACUGGGUCAUCAUGUAGUGAUGACGCUGGAGGUAGAGAUGCCCUUUGAAAUGGUGCCCAGCAGGCCACCCCACCAGCUUCUGCCAGGAGCAGCCAACUCAGUGGGGGUGGCUUUAAAAAUUCAGAUGAGUUAGAAGAGGCUUUUUAUCCCUUCCUCUCAAGAAAAUAUUAUUUCACCCUUUUUCUUAAACCACCUCAAACUUUAGAUGUGUACAUCUCUAAGGGCCAGUGUGGAUUAAUUGAAGAAUAUGCAACUUUCUGACAGUAUCUCCACUUUACUUAAGAAAACUAGCAAAUAUAUAAAAAGAUCCUAAGUAUAGUACCAAAUACACUCAAUUGCCUUUUUAAUGAAUGUACUUGUCUUGGAUAGGUUGCUGGUAAACCAUUUUAAAACUAUUUUUUAUAGCUAAAGUUCUUCACUAUUAUAAACAUGUCUUCUGUAUUAUAAAAUCCAUUAACUGGUGUUCUUAAAGGAAAAUCAGAGCAUCAAGAGGAAAUUAUUUCUAAAAUUGGAAUUCCUGUCCCUUUGUAAUUUCACUAGCCUUCUGUGGCAUCUCUCUGAAGCAGUGGUGGCAUUUCAUGGCUUUGCUCUGGAUUCUGUGUUGUACUACCACUGAACAAGUGCUAACCAUAUUUUUCCUACUUAAGGACAAUCUGCUGUAUUCAUCGGAAGCAGCAGCUGUCCCUUCCCCCAGCCUUGACCAAAACAUGGGAGGCAGUCCGCCUGGUGCGUGGAGCCACUCUCCCCCCCUCACCCUAACCCCAGAUAUUUAAGAUGACACUACAUUCAUGGAUUAUGUCCAGACAGCCCCCAGCUGGCUGUAGUACUUGAUGGCAUGCACACGACUCUGGAAGCAACUGAUAAAAACUUAUAUUCAUUAUUACUGAGGAAAAGGGAAGAUGCUCCUUCUGGAUAAGCCACAAUAACAAAUCUAAAGGGAAACUGUAUUUAUAGUUAGAUGAAGGAUUCACUGGUUAAAUAAAAAACUGAAUUAAUAAGUGGAGCUCUUAAAUUUAUAAAUUAUCCAGUGAUGUUUUCUCAAUUAUGGUUAGGGUCAAAAAAAAUAUCAAAUAUAUCUCACAGAAAAAUAUUUGCAGAGUUACCCUAUUGAAUUCCCAUGAAGUAUCAAGUCAGGACAGCAUCACCUUAGUCCCAACUCAGGCUCUCUGCCACCUGAACGAACCAUUCUGCAGUGACCUACCUACCUCCUCACGUGGCUCUUCAUUGCAGAUGUCUGUCCCUUGUAUAGAAUGCUGUUUUCCAUUUACCCAGUGGGAACAUGAAACAGGAGUCCUUUCUGUUCUGCAAUUUUGAUGAGUAAGGAGGUAGCUUUUUUCAAAGUAGGAUUUCCUCCUUUUCAACUGUUCCAGGAAAGAAUCCCUAAGAUUGGGUAGCUCAAGGCUUGCCAGAGGCAGCUGCAUUUCCAUGGAGCUGGGUCUGACUCGUCCAUGGCUUCUCCAGCCCUUGAGCUGGUCUCAAGCUCCUGCCCACAACUGCCCUGGCAGUUUCAGGUGUAGCUGUGGGGCUGUUACUAAGUCCAUACUCGCUUAGGGAGGAUUCCUCCUGCAUGUUGAAUUUCCUUCAGCUUUAAGAGGAAGAGUGGAGUAAAUAUUCUAAGUGAUUUAAUGCACUUUUACUUGUAUAAAACUUUCUGUGAUACAGUAUAUAUAGCCCUUUAUAUAAGCAAUUGGGUCUUUACCUUUCCUUCAAUGUUGUAAAUAGGGAUUAUAUUAUCUAAAACUGCUGUAGAAAAUUCAUUUGUGGUGCAAUACACUUUUUAAUUAAAGCUCUUCAAUCCAGAUGCAA